Molecule: messenger RNA, 1760 nt
Organism: Galeopterus variegatus (Sunda flying lemur)
Lineage: Eukaryota; Metazoa; Chordata; Mammalia; Dermoptera; Cynocephalidae
Gene: IFI44L
Product: interferon-induced protein 44-like
Exons: 9
Coding region: 1-1359 (452 amino acids)
Source: RefSeq, a predicted model, not a curated record
AUGGCAGUGACAACCAGAUUGGCAUGGAAGAAGGAAAAGGCACUGCAAAAACUUCUUGGAAAUGUGUCUUUGAGUCUUCUUUAUAAGUCUAAGGUUCAUGGGGAUAGCAUUGAAGAUAUGGUUCAGAAGUGCACUCAUCAGGGAUCCACCAUAACAGUGAUUUACUUUUACCGAUAUGUUAUUGGGGCCUUUAUGCUUGGGCAUUACCCUGAAUUAGACAAUUAUUCUGAAGAAUCGAAGUCUUUUUUGUUUUCAUUUCGAGAGAAUGGUGACACAAUUGAAACGACAAGUUCAGAUUUAAAUAUAGUAGCAAAAAUUAUUAACAGAGAACUGACAUUUUAUUCACAUUAUAAGGAUAUGUGUUCUGUAUUUCCUAGUACUAAAACACUUAAACUGACAAGUAGUCUAAAAUUAUUAUUAAAACUAAGAUUUUCCUCUCCCUCUACAUAUGAUGAAUGUGAAGUUUUUCGAGUUGAAGGAAUUAAGGAUAAUCCAGGCUACAUAAGGAGGAUAACAGGAGUCACACAGAGAAGAAAUAUGCUCUUGAAUGACCUCAGAGCUUAUAAACCCUGUGCAGACUUGGUUUCAAAAAUUCGCAUUCUUUUGCUGGGUCCAGUUGGGUCUGGAAAGUCCAGUUUUUUCAAUUCAGUGAAGUCUGUUUUCCAAGGUCAUGUCACUCACCAAGCCAUAGUGGGGUCUGAUUCUGCCAGCAUUACUGAACAGUAUAGGAUAUAUUCUGUUAAAGAUGGAAAAGAUGGCAAAUCUCUGCCGUUUAUGUUGUGUGACUCAAUGGGGCUGGAUGAGAGAGAGGGAGCAGGACUGUGCAUGUGUGACAUACCCCACAUCUUAAAAGGCUGUGUGCCAGACAGAUAUCAGUUGAGUCCCCAGAAACCAAUUUCACCCAAGCACCCGACCUUCAUCACUUCUCCAUCACUGAAGGACAAAAUUCACUGUGUGGCCUAUGUCUUAGACAUCAACUCUAUUAACAAUCUCUCCUCUAAAAUGGUGGAAAAGUUCAAACGAAUUCACAAAGAAGUACUAAACUGUGGUAUAGCAUAUGUAGCCUUGCUUACUAAAGUGAAUAAUUACAGUGAAGUUCUUGAAGAAGACUUUUUAAACAUGAAUAGAUCUGCGACUUCUCAAAGCCAGGUAAUGAAUGUCAACAAAAUGCUAGGCAUUCCUGUUACUAAUAUCUUGAUAGUUGAAAAUUAUGCUUCAGAGUGGGAACUGGAACCUGUAAAAGACGUUCUGAUCCUCUCUGCACUAAGGCAGAUGCUGAGGGCUGCAGAUGAUGUUUUAGAAGAUUUGCCUGUUGAGGAAACAGAUGAAAUCGCGGCAAAGAUCCAGCUCUGCAUGUGACAUAUGUUGCCUUGAUUCUGAGACUUAGCCCAAACCUGAUUGGCAUCCCCUAAUCAGAGUCAAUCUCCAUUGAUGGCCUCCUUCAGACGCCUCCUUUGUUCAUAUUUUGCCUUCUGUCCUUGACAGCAUCUAACUGAUGGUUUCUUCUAGGAUUAGUUAUACAUCAAGUCCAAAGGCCAACUUUGAGAAGCAGUGGGCUAAGACAUGCCCUACCACAAACCAUCCUCCAUAUUUCUGUGCCAUUUACAACUUAGACUCUGUGAUACCUUUCUAAACCUCUCCAAGCAAAAAUAAUUAUUCCCUUACUAAUUCUUCUAUAGCACUUUAUAUAACUCUGUGUAACUACUAAUCACAUUUAAUAAUGCUUAUAAAAUAAAUAUAUAGAUAUCUGCUUUCCUAAA